Molecule: messenger RNA, 1485 nt
Organism: Gasterosteus aculeatus aculeatus (three-spined stickleback)
Lineage: Eukaryota; Metazoa; Chordata; Actinopteri; Perciformes; Gasterosteidae
Gene: ybx1
Product: Y box binding protein 1
Molecular function (GO): nucleic acid binding
Source: RefSeq, a predicted model, not a curated record
CGGCAACAUUCCCCGGCACAGUUGCUCACUCUGCCCAGUUCGAUCGGCAACGGGAGCGGAAAGAGGAAAGCAGAGAGCCCGAAGGCAGUUGCCCCUACCACCGCCGGCCCAGGUUACCAUCUAGCACCGGGAAACAUAGCAGAGAGCCGCCGCCGGCAGAAGUCGUUACCAACCAGUAGUAACCAUGAGCAGCGAGGCCGAGACACAACAACCGCCCGAUGCCCCUGCCGAUGAGGAGAGCCCAUCCAGCCCGGCAGCCGCAGCUUCCGCGGCGGAUAAGAAGGUCAUCGCAACAAAGGUCCUGGGUACAGUCAAGUGGUUCAACGUCAGGAAUGGAUAUGGGUUUAUCAAUCGGAAUGAUACAAAGGAGGACGUUUUUGUACACCAGACAGCCAUCAAGAAGAACAACCCGAGGAAAUACCUUCGCAGUGUUGGAGAUGGGGAAACUGUGGAGUUUGAUGUAGUUGAGGGAGAGAAGGGAGCAGAGGCGGCAAAUGUAACUGGGCCAGGAGGCAUCGCAGUCCAGGGAAGUAAAUACGCUGCCGACAGGAACCGCUAUAGGCGCUAUCCCCGAAGAAGGGGCCCUCCUCGUGCCGGAGAAUAUCCAGACAACUACCAGAGUGACGGAGAGGGUGAGCCAAGCAGCGGAGGUCGUGACAAAGGCAGCCGAGAUGGGGGUGAGAGCGCCCCUGAAGGAGAUGUGCAGCAGCAACCACAGCAGCAGCAGCGCAGACCCGCUUACCCUGGCAGACGGCGCUACCCACCAUACUUUGGAGGAGAGGGCGACGAGGGCCAAGGAGGUCCGGACCAGGGCAACAAACCAGCGAGGCAGAGCUACUACAGAGGCUUCCGACCAAGGGGUCCACCCCGUCCCAGACCAGUGCGCGAUGGCGAGGAGGACAAGGAGAAUCAGGUCGCUGAAGACGGCCAGAACCAACAGCCCCGCCAGCGGCGCUACCGCCGUAACUUCAACUACCGUCGCAGACGUCCACAGUCUGAUGGCAAACCCGGCCAGGAGACCAAGGAGGCCAAGACAGGAGGUGACCCACCUGCAGAGAAAACGUCCGCUCCCGAGGCCCAGCAGGGUGGGGCUGAGUAGGAAAAUAACCUGCCCACCGGCACCUACCAUCUUUUACCAUCGUCCGGUUUUUUUGUCAACAAGAUGAAACAUCAAACAAGAUCUGAGCAAUAAAGAUUUGACUUGACGAUCGUCACAAGCUUGCACCAUGCAUUUGACCAGAUUACCACCAAUUGCCUGCAGAAUCUAUGCAGACUUGUUUUUUUUCCCAUUAUUUUUAUGUGACAGCUAAACGUUUUUGGGGAAACAGCAAAUGUUUUUCUAAAUCUGUCCUAAGUUUUUACACCAAAUGGUUUUUAAAGAAAUGGAAUUUGAUAAAUGGUCAGUUUGACAUUUUUAAAUAACUUUUUAUGUAAUCAAACAUUUUAACAAAAUGCAAGCUCAAAUAAAAGUCCAGAAACCAGGAA